Passer domesticus (house sparrow) is the source of this 2280-nucleotide messenger RNA. It is a transcript of the gene CMSS1, whose product is annotated as cms1 ribosomal small subunit homolog. Bases 874 to 1692 code for a protein of 272 amino acids. The record is from RefSeq and is a predicted model, not a curated record. NCBI's taxonomy places the organism in Eukaryota, Metazoa, Chordata, Aves, Passeriformes, Passeridae. Gene Ontology annotation, cellular component: nucleus; 90S preribosome. The transcript is spliced from 13 exons.
CUGGGCUCCUCAGAACCAGAAAGACAAGGAGCUACUGGAGAGGGCGCAGUGGAGGCUACAAAGAUAAUUUGGGGUCUGGAGCACCUCUCUUAUGAGGAGACUGUGGGAGCUGGGCCUGUUUAGUCCAGAGAAGAAAAGGCUGAGAGGGGAUAUCAUCAGUGCAUAUAAACAUCUCAAAGGUAUUUGUCAAGGAGGUGGUGACAGACCAAUGUCAGUGGUGCCCAGUGAAAGGACAACUAAAACACAAACUUUCACCUCAACACGAGGAGGAACUUCCUUACACUGAGGGUGGCAGAGCACUGAACAGGCUGUCCAGUGAAGUGUCCCUUUCUGGAGACAUUCCAAACCCACCUGGGCAAGUUCCUGUGUUACCUGAUCUAGGUGACCCUGCCUUGGCAGGGAACUUGGACUAGAUGAGCUCCAGAGGUCCAACAUUGCCAAUUCUGUGAAACCAACACACUAAAUACCAUGUUGCUCUUCCUUGGCUUUAAAGACCAAGUGCUCCCCUUUGCUCAGCACACAACAUUGCUGUCUCAUAAUCUCGGACACAGAGACUGCUAGACAGAGAGCCUGGCUCAAGUCGGUGUCGUCAUCUUUGAGGCCCAGCAAGCUGCUGCCAAAAAGACUGUGGUUGUCCUAAUAAGGACAGAGAGAAGGAAAAUAACUCCUACCAGGCUAGAAAGUGUAGAACUGCAUUUCAGAAAUGGUUUUCAGAUUAAGAACCAGACCUUCCACAAUUAAAAACCUGAAGGACACUAAAUAAAGAAUGUCUUCUUUAAAAGAUGGAGCUUGGAAAAUGAUUACCAUCUCUUCAUCUCACAAAGCUUUCAGACUAUGCAAACUAUCAUAUACAAGCUAAUACUUUGAACUCCCAUGAUGUCACCCUCCCAGAGUCUGUGUACAGAUCCUUCAGAUGAUGAAGCUAUUGAAAAAGCAAGUGAAAACAGGACAGCAACAUGUCAAGAUUCAGAAUCCAAACCUGCUGUGAAAAAGAAAAGAAAGCAGCCUACAGAGUGUUUUUUAAGUCAGCCCAAAGAAAAGCAAGAGAGUGCUGUGAAGGCAAAGAAGAGGAAGAAGAAGAAGAUUUCUGAUGUUCUGCAAAAAUCUGCUCCAAAACCUGGUGUCCCUGCAGAUCUACAAAAUCUGCUUACUCAACAUUUCGGUGAAAACCGUUCUGUGAUUGAAAUAGAGGAAUUAAAGCUGUCAGACUCCUGCUUUUUGCCAGCCAAUGAUCUUACCCACAGUUUUUCUUCGUACCUGAAGGAAAUCUGUCCUAAGUGGGCGAAGCUCCGGAGAAGCCACAAGGAGAAGAAGUCCUUGGUGAUGCUGGUUCUCUGCAGCUCUGCCCUUCGCUCCUUGGAACUCAUCAAGUCAAUGACAGCCUUUAAAGGGGAUUGCAGAGUCAUCAAGUUGUUUGCAAAGCACAUAAAGAUAAAGGAACAAAUGAAUAUGUUGGAGAAAGGCAUGUUUCACAUUGGGGUUGGAACUCCUGGGAGAGUAAAGGCACUAGUGGAGCAAGAUGUCCUGUGCUUAAACUCCACGAAAUAUGUGAUUCUGGAUUGGAACUGGAGAGAUCAAAAACUAAGGAGAAUGAUGGACAUCCCUGAGAUAAAGAAAGAAACAAUUGACCUACUGGAGAAGAGCAUUAUAAAGCUGUGCAGAGAUGGAUCUGUGAAGCUGGGACUCUUUUAAUGAGUUUACCAACAAGGAAGUAAUUUGCAGCUGCAUUUUACUAUUAUCCUGCCUGCAACUGAAUUUUGACUUUUCCAAGGUCUCAAUACAGAAGGCACAUUGCAACUUUUUCUGAGUUUUCUUUUAAUAAAACCCCAGAAGUUUUGUUUGUAGUUCUAGUAUUAUUUUUAUUGCAGUUACAAUGUCAUAUGGAAAUCAGAGUUACACUUCUUUCACCUGCUAGAUUUACUACUGUGUGUCACUAGUCAGACUUUGAAGAUGAGCAAAUAUGGGUGUGAAAGUCUUUGCACAGCUCAGUUUUCUGUUCCCUCCCUGUGCUGUCCUAAAAGAGACAUGUAUUUCUCUCUGAGAGUGGUAAUCCACUUGUUCUUGGGGGGUCUUUGAAAGAGUUGUAUGAAUUUCAGUAACAUGUUAAAAAGGUAUUUUUCAUCUAUCUGUUCUAGAGCUGGCCAAAUGCUGCUUUUUGCUCUUACGUGAUAAAUUAUCUGUAUACUGUACUGAGAUUUUAUUUUGGUUAAACUAUUGAAGUGUGCAAAAAGUAUUCUUAUGUUUGUCCACUUAAAUUAAAAUGAGGUGAUCUCUGGGUGA